Messenger RNA from Danio rerio (zebrafish), 5010 nucleotides. The record is from RefSeq and is a predicted model, not a curated record. NCBI's taxonomy places the organism in Eukaryota, Metazoa, Chordata, Actinopteri, Cypriniformes, Danionidae.
GGGAAGGAGUGAGUGAAAAGAAAGGAAAAAGGGAGGGACUGAGUGAAAAGAAUAGAGGGAGAAGAGUUCUCUUUUUCACCGUGUCAGUUAAUGCACCGGGAGAGACUCAGAACUUGUUCUUCCACUAAAAGACCGCAGAUCAGCUGUUUACAUCUGUUGUGCUUUCUGAGGAAGAUACAGUGGUGUCAUCAAUUUUACAUUCACAGAUGGCUGCACUGCGCAAAGAUGGGAGCAGACGUGACAAUGGAUUUGUAUUGAUAGCUCCUGAUCAAUAAGGACAAAAUCAGAGGGGUGACAUUUUAAGGGACUUAAGACCAGGCCUGUGAGAGUGUAGACAUGACUAGAAAUUAACUUCAUGGCAUCUCCACAGUCUCUUACCCCUCCUGAUAAAGAGUCCAUGGUCACUGGUGUGACUCAGAAGCCCCAGGAGGAGGAAGAGGAGGAUGAGGAUGAUGAGGAAACUGGUGAGAAGUUUGAGUUUGACGACAGUGAAGACGAGAAGAAUGCAGUGGAGGAUAAAGAGUCAGGAACUCCUCAUGUGGAAGCUGAGCUUUCAGGCAGCUCUGAUGUAAAUGCACUUUAUUGUCAAUCUAUGAAGCAUGUCAUGCACAGUAAUCAGCCAGCAGUCAACGGAGGAACCCCUGCUGGUGUGGAGGAGCAGAAUAUGCCCACACAUCCUCACACACACCCAGACAUGGUAGCCAGACAGUCUCCUGAUGGGAGUUCUGUUUCGAUUGAGCCUCGAGCAGCCGAAGAACAAACCCCCAUUUUGAAAAGAAAUAUAAUUUAUGAAGCCCCGGUUCACUCUCGGGAAUGGUUCAGUGUGGUUUCAGAGCUCACACUGCGACUGCAUAAAGGAAAAGCCGUUCCUGAAUCAAACGGAGAUUCACCCCCUGAACAAGAGAAGGUGAACUCAACUGCUCCUGUUCGCUCAGAGGUUGUAUAUGAUGAUGUGCCCUGUGAAAACAUCACACCUCCGGAUGUAGUGGAUGACGUGAUCUAUGAGGAGGUGCAGAGAUCUGGUGAAUCUGGAUUGAUAGACAAUGGCUGGGGCUCCAGUGAGUUUGAGAGUUAUGAUGAGCAGUCAGAUAAUGAGACCAAGCAGCCCACCCGUAAUAAGAUUUCCCCAGAUGUACGACGUCUGAAGCAACGCUGUGUCCAGACCAGGCGUGAGCUAGCCAUGCGGUUAGGGGCAAGGGAUGUCGGCCAGCUCAAACAAAACUAUGACAUUAAGGUUCAGCAGCUCAUGAAAGCAGCGAGGAAUGGCACUAAAGAUGGACUGGAAAAGACCAAAAUAGCCAUGAUGCGAAAAGUGUCCUUCCUGAGUAAAAAAGAGUGCACAGAUGAUACAGAGGAUGAUACUGGAUAUCUGGACGUGACUGUAUCUGAACUCAAACAUCCACCACCUCAGCUUUCUCCAAUGCCAGAAGGGCUCAGUAGCCAACAGGUUGUCAGGCGUCAUAUUCUUGGCUCAAUCAUCCAGAGUGAAAGAAGCUACUUAGACUCUCUCAAGAGGAUCCUGCUGGAGUAUAAGAAGCCUUUGAUGGAGGCCGAGCCCCGGAUCCUGAGCCUGAAAAAGAUCCAGCCUAUUUUUUACAGGCUGAAGGAGAUCCUGCAGUGUCACUCCAUGUUUCAGAUUGCUCUGGCGUCCCGUGUAGCAGAAUGGGAUAACACUGAGAAGAUUGGAGACCUUUUUGUCGCUUCAUUUUCCAAGUCAAUGGUGCUAGACGUCUACAGCGACUAUGUCAACAACUUCACCAAUGCUAUGGCCCUUAUCAAGAAAGCCUGUAUGUCCAAGCCAGCGUUCCUGGAGUUUCUCAAGAAGAAACAGGCCACCAGUAUAGACAGAAUUACUCUUUAUGGCUUGAUGGUCAAACCAAUCCAGCGCUUUCCUCAGUUUAUCCUCCUCCUGCAGGACAUGUUGAAAAACACCUCUGUGGGGCAUCAGGACCGGCUGCCGCUGCAGCUGGCGCUCACUGAGCUGGAGACUCUGGCAGAGAAGCUGAAUGAGCAGAAACGUCUGGCCGAGCAGCUAGCUGAGAUCCAACAGCUCGCUCGCAGCAUCAGCGACCGCAGCCUCAGUAAGCAACUAAAUUCAGAUCAGAAGCAGUUAAUUCUUUCUGAGACGUUGAUUGAGACUGUCUAUGGCGAGAAGGGUCAAGUCCUCAAGUCUAAGGAGCGCAAAGUCUUUCUUCUGAAUGACAUGCUCAUCUGUGCAAACAUUAAUGUGAAGGGGCCUCCGGAUAUCAGCAGCCUCGUCCCCAUUGGCCCCAAGUAUGCGGUAAAGUGGACUGCCCCCCUGCCGCAGGUGCAGGUGGUGGAGGUGGGCCAGGAGACACCACAGCGCAAAGAAAGCAUCCUCCAGCAGAGCAGCAACAGGCGUCUGAGCUCCAGCAACCCCCAAGGAAAGCUGUUCCUGGGACCACCGCGGCUGUACCAGGAACUGCAGGAGUUACAGCAUGAUCUCACUGUGGUGGAGGAAGUCACGUUGUUAGUUGGCACCCUGCAGGGAUCAUACCAGAAUCUCAACACGACGGUGGGACAGGACUGGUGCAUGGCUCUUCAGAGGCUCAUCCGCAUCAAAGAGGACGAGAUCCAGUGUGCCAACAAGUGCCGUCUGCGGCUGAUGGUUCCUGGCAAGCCUGACAAGUCUGGCCGUCCAGUCAGUUUCACAGUGGUCUUCAGUACGCCCAGUCCAAUUAGCAAAAUCUCCUGGGUUAAUCGUCUGCAUCUGGCCAAAAUCGCCCUGAGAGAGGAGAACUUGCCUGGCUGGGUGUGUGUAGAGGAUGAUGAAAAGACUAAGCCUCCAUUCUGGUGCCCGUUACUGGCCUGCCGGGUGCCUGUGUUUACCCCAAAAGUACAAGAUCUGAAGUUGCAGGCUGCCCUGUAUAACCCAGUCCACUGUGCUCUUCUUGGUUUUUCUGCUGCCAGCACAUCCCUGCCUCAAGGCUACCUCUGGGUGGCUAGUAGGGGUGAUGACUCUCAUGGGCAGGUGGAGAUUUUCUCCCUCAACAGACCCACUCCACGCUCCGUCAAGAGUUUCUCUCUCGGUUCCCAGGUGCUUUGUCUGGAGUAUAUCACAGAGCCCAGCACCGAGGAAGAACAAGAAACUCAGGCCUCUGAAGUUCCUUCCAAGAUCGGCAACACCAUCUGUGUAGGAUUAUUGGAUGGCAACAUCAUGGUUUAUGGGAGUGUGGACACCGCUGCUCAGUGUUUGCUAACAUUCUGUAACCCCGAGCGCUGCCACGUUCUGUGUCUGAAACACUUAGGCAACUUUCUCUUCGCUGGGCUGAGUAAUGGAAAAGUUGCAGUUUACAACAGAAAAAGUGGAGAAGGCCUGUGGGAUCCAGAUUCCUGCAGACAUGUGGUUAUUGGAUACGCGCCCAUCCUCAAGCUGCUCCGAAUCGACCAGUGUGUGUGGGCCAGCUGUGCCAACCAGGUGUCUGUGAUUGAGGGCUCCUCUCUCAGGACUCAGAGUUUUGAAGUUCAUCCAGACCCUAUGGUUAGUGUGACCCACAUGGUGCGUGCUGGAGGAGGGGUGUGGAUGGCAUUUUCAGAGGGAUCAUCCCUACGUCUGUUUCACACUGAAACACUGGAACACCUCCAGGAGAUCAACAUUUCAACACCCUCUGCAUAUUUCAGCUCUGCUCAAAAGCCCAACCUGUGUGUAAGCAGCCUCCUCAUCUGCCAGGGUCUGCUUUGGGUUGGCACAGCUCAGGGUAUUAUUGUCACCUUGCCAGUACCCAGACUGGAGGGCAUCCCAAAAAUAACAGGAAAAGGAAUGACCUCACUCAACGCUCACAAUGGCCCUGUCGAAUUCCUAUUGGCCACUUCCAGUGUUUUACCCCAAGAUUUCCUCAAGCGUGACUCUGCAACGGACAAUGUGGAUUCAAAUAGCGGAGGUGAUGAAAAGGAGGCGACAAAUUCCUCUGAGGAGUCGCUCCAGCAGGCGGACGCCACUUCUCAAGGAGAAGCCAAAAGCAAAGGCGUCCUUCUGCAAUACCACCUUCGCUCCACCUCCAGACUCCCAGGAAAAGUCCUGACGGCGCAGCCUGAAGAAACACCAGACUCAGCCCAGCACACUGUGGAGCACAGCCUGGAGGAUGGCUCCAUCUAUGAGCUAAGCGAUGAUCCUGAGGUUUGGGUCCGAGGGCCUGGGACAACAUCUAAGGAAGCGGGACGUCGGGAGAAGGUGACCUCUGCUGCGGUUAUAUCCGGUGGAAAAGGGUUCCGUCGCUUAGCUAAUUCCUCACACUCGGCAGAGUCCAGUGAAAAUACGCUGAUGGUCUGGCAGCUGCCCAUUACAGUUUGAGGCAGGAGUGUGUGGAGGAUUGCUGGAUCACUGAAGGACAAACACACACUCUAAGCCUGUAUUUGUGUGGCUUAUGUGGAUUAUUCAUUCCACGUUCUCCUCCAGAAGGUUUUGAAGGAAUAUUUCCCCGAAUCAGUGAACGUUAAGCUAUGGCUGUGGUAUAAUGUCGAUUUUCCACAAAAAUUCUAUUAUUUUAUUCUCAGAAAUAGUAGCUCUAGCGAGGCCUUUAUAAUGGAAGUGAAUGGAGCCAAUCUGGAAUCAGCACUCCUAAAGCUUGCACAGUCUACCUCUCUGAGGAACAUUUCAUUCGCUAAAUUUCACUUUUAAUUUCACUUUCAAAGAAAUUAAGCUAUUGAUAAUAUAAAUAUUAUUUUUGUCUAGUCAAGCAAAUAUUGACUGCGUUUAAAUAUUGCCCCAAAUUUGACAUUUUUAAAGUGCUGAUUUGACAUAAUAUAUCUUCUUAACUAAGCCCAAGCCACAAUAGUAGUCUAACUUAGAUAUUAUAUAUGCACUGUAGGGGAUAGUCAAUAACUUGCCAUGCAUUGAAGGAUUUUAAGUGCACAAUGUGGAGGCAAAGAACCUCCGUGAAGUGCAUUUCAAGAGUUCACACUUAGCUGAUGAUUGAUUAUAAAGCUCGUUUGGCAUGCUGUCCCGGGAGAGAGCCCUGAGCUCAUAAGAUCCUCGAGUCCGUGGCUCCC